AUGCGCUCUUCAAUUUUGUUAAUUCCUGCCCUACAUGUUACACAACAAUUUGUUUUGGCCCAUCACCCGCACGCCGCCGCGCCCGCGCCCGCCCUCGCACUCGCCUCGCCCGCCCCCCGCGCCCGCGCCCGCCCUCGCACUCGCCUCGCCCGCCCCCCGCGCCCGCGCCCGCCCUCGCACUCGCCCCGCCCGCCCCCCGCGCCCGCGCCCGCCCGCCCCCCGCGCCCGCGCCCGCCCGCCCCCCGCGCCCGCGCCCGCGCCCGCCCGCCCCCCGCGCCCGCGCCCGCCCGCCCCCCGCGCCCGCGCCCGCCCGCCCCCCGCGCCCGCGCCCGCCCGCCCCCCGCGCCCGCGCCCGCCCGCCCCCCGCGCCCGCGCCCGCCCGCCCCCCGCGCCCGCGCCCGCCCGCCCCCCGCGCCCGCGCCCGCCCGCCCCCCGCGCCUUGAGCGCCUGGCGCCCGCCCGCCCGCCCCCGCGCCCGCCCGCCCUAACGCCUUGA
Molecule: messenger RNA, 495 nt
Organism: Closterium sp. Naga37s-1
Lineage: Eukaryota; Viridiplantae; Streptophyta; Zygnematophyceae; Desmidiales; Closteriaceae
Source: the annotation of a GenBank genome assembly